This is a messenger RNA of Silurus meridionalis, 3555 nucleotides long. RefSeq names its product HDGF like 3 (gene hdgfl3). The transcript has 6 exons. Gene Ontology annotation, biological process: regulation of transcription by RNA polymerase II. Gene Ontology annotation, molecular function: transcription coregulator activity; double-stranded DNA binding. Gene Ontology annotation, cellular component: nucleus. The record is from RefSeq and is a predicted model, not a curated record. The coding region runs from base 484 to 1095 and encodes 203 amino acids. Lineage: Eukaryota; Metazoa; Chordata; Actinopteri; Siluriformes; Siluridae.
GCGCGCGCGAACAGGUCAAAUUUUCAGUUUCAUAUUCACGCAGGACUUUAUUAACGCGCGCGCGCUCUCUCUCUCUCUCUCUCACACACACACACCGCAGCGUCGCUCUCUCCAUCCUCGGAGGCGCUGGAUGGGAUUUUUGCUCUGUUGACCUUCACACAUAUUUGAGUUCGAACAGAGAGAGAGAGAGACGGAGGAGGGAAGAAGAAAGGAAGAAGGAGUAGAGGAGUGUGUUGUGUUCUGGUGUGUGUGUGUGUGUGUGUGUGUGUGCUGAGUGUAAGGGAUUUUAUUUCCGGGCCUGUUCUCUCUCUCUCUCUCUCUCUCUCUCUCUCUCUCUAUUGAUUUAUUCCCGUUAUUGAUGGUGGGAGAUUUCCGCGCGCGUGCCCGGAUCGCGUGGUGUCAUUAGUGACAUUUUGGGUGUGUGUGCGCGUGUGUGUGUGUGUGUGCGUGUGCGUGUUUAUUUUCCCACCCCGAGCGCGCGCCAUGGCUCGGCCGCGACCCCGCGACUAUAAAGCCGGAGAUCUGGUCUUCGCUAAGAUGAAGGGAUACCCGCACUGGCCCGCGAGGAUUGAUGAGCUGCCAGAGGGAGCUGUGAAGCCUCCUGCUAACAAAUAUCCAAUCUUCUUUUUUGGCACCCAUGAGACUGCGUUCCUGGGUCCUAAAGACCUCCUGCCAUAUAAAGAGUAUAAAGAGAAGUUUGGGAAGUCGAAUAAGAGGAAAGGCUUCAAUGAGGGACUGUGGGAGAUCGAGAACAACCCUGGGGUCAAGUUCACCGGCUACCAGACCGUGCAGCAGCAGAGCUGGUCGGAGGGGGAGGGGGCAGAUGCAGCAGACGGCAGCAGUGAGGGUGAGGAAGGUGAAUCCAUCGGAGAGGAAGAGGAAGGGAAGGUGAAAGGUGAAAAAGUUGGAUCCAAACGGAAAAAGACUGCGGCAUCAAAGAAGUCAAAGCUGUCCAGGAAGUGCUCGGGUGAGGAGGAAGAGGAAAAGGAUGGAAAAGAAGAUGAGGAAAAGACAGACAAUGAUAACGACCUGCAGAACUCAGAGAAGAAAACAUGCUGUCCAGGGCAGAACCAGCUGCUGCGAGAGGAACAUUAGAUUUUGAAGAACAUCUGAUCAUGUUGUGGUUUGUUCUGUGAUGUUGGAAAUGUAACUCGCUUUGACUUCAUCGAAAUAAAAAAGGAAAGAAAACACAUUAUUAUACAAAUCGCUGACCAGUAAAUCAUAUUAAAGCCACAAGUACAGAGAAAUUCAUCAACGUCUUAUCAGCAGAGUGAAGCUGAAGCUAAAGCACGUAGAAUUAAAGGGGCGGUAGGUCAUUUUCUCUUUUACAGAUGCCAGUUCUAAACUUCGAUAGUGAUCGGAUUAAGUGUGUGAAGGCGGUUUUGUCGUUCCAAAGUCAGUGUGUAAAGUGUGAAUUCGGCUGAAAUGUUGCUUACUGCCCCUUUAAUGUGCAGUGUUAUUGAACACUUUAUCAAAUGUAAUAUAGUCAUCAGUUUAGCAUAUAUUCUAGCUGUAGCAAUUAUAGCUGGAGUGUUCGCCUGGAAACCAGCCCACUCUCUCUCCUUAAACCCCCUGGCCUUCAACUCUGACCCUGGCCUUCCACCCUGACCCUGGCCUUCCACCCUGACCCUGGCCUUCCACCCUGACCCUGGCCUUCUACCCUGACCCUGGCCUUCCACCCUGACCCUGGCCUUCUACCCUGACCCUGGCCUUCCACCCUGACCCUGGCCUUCCACCCUGACCCUGGCCUUCUACCCUGACCCAAGCCUUCCACCCUGACCCUGACCUUCCAUUAGGGCCUUGACGAUCUACCCUUAAACCUCACCUUCCAUAUUGUAUACUUAUUUUCCACCCUGAACCCUGGCCUUCUACCCUCACCUUCCACCUCAAACCCUCACUUUUCACCCUAAACCCUGACCUUCCACCUAAACUUUUACGCUGGCCAUCCAAACCUGAAUCCUCACCCUCUCCCAUGACCACCAUGAACCCUUCAUUUUCAAUCUGUACUCUGUUUUCACCCUGACCUAGACCUUCCACCUUGAACCCUUACUUUUUCACCUUGAACAUUGACCUCUACACUAAACCCUGAUCUUUGACCUUUCACCUAAUUGUUUACCUCAGCUUUUAUUACAGCGUUUUUUUUUACCCCAAACUUUACCUUUAAUUAUUCACUCUGAUUUAACACUGGUCUUUUUUUGCUGCUUUACUGUAAGCUCUCGCUUUAACACUACUGUUUAAGUGUAAGCUCUGACCCUUGACCCUGAACCAGUUAUUUUUCUACCCAACCUUUUGACCUUGACCAGAACCCCAAUCAUUAACCCUAAUUCUACCCUAGUUCUUUUUUUACCUCCUGUUGUUGACCCUUGCAUUGACCUUUCACCUUAAACAAUGACCUUUUCCUGAAACCUUCACAGUAAAAGACCUUUGAACUUUAGUCCCUAAUCUUUGGCUCUAGUUUUGCUCUUUCUCCUGACCUUUUCUGUAACUCACCCCAUAUUACCUCAUAUUACCCCGUAUUUCCCUAAACCCCACCCCUUCUCGAUCAACUCUGACCUUCUUGAUUUUCUUUUCUGGUAUGUUUCUGGUAUUAUUUUUUAACUCGGAAACUGCAAUCGUUUCUUUCAGUCCCUGAUCUUUCUUGGUACACCACACUCUCCUCUGAUCCUUCCCUCUGACCUUUGACCCUGUCCAUGUUGUGUGCAUAAACCUCUGACAGACAAAGGGGAGGUAGAAAUAGUGGUUAUGAUGAACACACUGUUGAUGGUUCAUGUGGCUGUAGAAUUCGGGACCACGCUACCGGAUAAACGCUCGUUUGGGUUUUUUUUGUUUUGUUUUUGUUUUGUUUUUUAAUAAAUAAAGUGAAUUCUGGUUCCUGUGUCCGUGCGCUCGCUUGUUUCUUAGCUCUUUAGUGGCAUGCUGUUUGUCCUGUUAAUUCUGUAAGAUAGAAAUCGUACGGAGGUUAGCAGCGAGUCUGAGGCCGAGUCUGAGGCCAGACGUGUCUCGUAACGUUUAGCACUUCAUAACGUCAUCACUGAACUGACGACGCUCUUUUACUUCCUGAUCUGUGUUUAUAUAAAGAAUAUAUUCUAUUUAUUUUUGAUGAUGGUAGAUGACAUCUGUGGUAAGUGUUAGCGUAUUUGAACGUCCUGAUUUAUUCUCGAGACACGCCUUUCUGAGCGUAAGCAUUGGGCGGUGCUUGACCUGACCACAUGACAUCAUUAGCAGGCUUGCUUCCUGUUACAAUUACAGAACUGUAUCUACGUCUGAGCGUCAGGGCAAAGAAUUUAAACGGGUGGUGUGGAAGUGAUGUCACACAAGUCCACUGAUUGGCUGAAUAAAUUUACCCUAAACCCCGCCCCCUCUUUCACUCCAACAUGCCUGUCAGGGAGUAAAAUCAGGACGUAGAUAUCAUCAGUGUAGAUUUUUUUGCCCCUCCUUAUCUUUGUUAUGCUCGUUACAGUUCUAUCUUACAUUUUCAACGUUUGUAGUUCACUGUAAACGGUUUUUCCUGUUUAUUCACAAAACUUUUACAGAAUAAAUUUGUUGGAAUGCACA